CAUACUCCUCAUGUUUUAAGUACCUUUUCCUGAUGACACUGACAUCUGUCUGUCUGUUUGAGUUGGAGGAUUCUCUCAGAGUGAGUGCUCACGUCACAGAGGAUCUUUGUGCCGGAGUCCAGAAUGGCAGGCAGCGCGUGGAGGUCAAUGCUGUCCCAGGUGGUGGGUGGGGUGGUGAGGAGACCCGCUCUGUCUUCAGCUUCCUUUUCCAGAGGGAUGCAGACGGUCACACUGAUCCCUGGUGAUGGGAUUGGACCAGAAAUCUCUGCUGCUGUCAUGAAGAUCUUUGAGGCUGCAAAAGCUCCGAUCAGAUGGGAGGAGAGGAAUGUGACGGCGAUAAAAGGACCCGGCGGGCGGUGGAUGAUCCCCCCUGAUGCUAAAGAGUCCAUGGACAGGAGCAAGAUCGGACUGAAAGGACCCCUGAAGACGCCCAUCGCUGCAGGUCACCCCUCCAUGAACCUGCUGCUCAGGAAGACCUUUGACCUCUAUGCCAACGUGCGCCCCUGUGUCUCCAUUGAGGGCUACAAGACCCCGUACACUGACGUCAACCUGGUGACAAUCCGAGAGAACACGGAGGGCGAGUACAGCGGCAUCGAACAUGUGAUCGUGGAUGGCGUUGUUCAGAGCAUUAAACUGAUCACAGAAGAAGCCAGCAGACGCAUCGCGGAGUAUGCCUUCGAGUACGCCAGAAACAACCAAAGAAACAGUGUGACGGCCGUCCACAAAGCCAACAUCAUGCGAAUGUCAGAUGGUCUGUUUCUGAGAAAAUGUCGUGAAGUGGCAGAAAACUACAAAGACAUCAAGUUCACUGAGAUGUACCUGGACACUGUUUGCCUCAAUAUGGUUCAGGAUCCAACCCAGUUUGACGUCCUCGUCAUGCCCAACCUGUAUGGAGACAUUCUGAGCGAUCUGUGUGCCGGUCUGAUCGGAGGACUCGGAGUCACUCCCAGCGGGAACAUUGGAGCAAACGGAGUCGCCAUAUUUGAAUCGGUGCAUGGCACCGCCCCUGACAUUGCUGGCAUGGAUCUGGCGAAUCCCACUGCCCUGCUGCUCAGCGCCGUCAUGAUGCUGCGUCACAUGGGUCUGCACGACCACGGCAACAAGAUCCAGGCGGCCUGUUUCGACACCAUCAGAGACAAGAAGGUGCUGACAAAGGACCUGGGAGGAAACUCCAAGUGUUCAGAGUUUACAGAUGAGAUCUGCCGUCGCGUCAAGGAUCUGGAAUAAGGCUGCGGUGAUGAAGCUGCUGUGGGAGCCCAAGUCUCCACCAAUCUGAACCACUUCCAUCACCAGUCCACUCGCCUACUCCCCGCGCCCCCGUCUCUCCCCUGGCUGGUUUUAUCUCUCUGGAGCUGCAGGGUGACGGUCUGCUGGGAGCUGCAGUUUAGUUUUUUAUUUCACCUGUAUUUACCUGUGUUUGAAGCUGUCUUUGCUGUAAUGAGAUCAUGAUGUGGAGGGGGCGGGGCUCUGCAGCAGCUACCUGUGUAAGUCAGAUGAUGAAACAUUCUCAGAAAACACACGCACAACUUUGACAUGACCAAGGUGGAAUGAAAUGAUUUCAGGAGUGUUUCUUACUGAAAACAUCAUUAUAUUAAUAAUAGUAAUAGAAAUAAUAUCAGCACUCCACCUGUGUUGUCUGGACGGUUCAGAUAUUUGCUAUUUUUUUAACGGUGGUCCAUUGUAACCGUGACUUAUUUAUUGUUUCUACUUCCUGUUACUGUCUCAUGCUGCUCUCUUCAGUUUUACAGAUGCAGAAAUAUAAGAAGGUUUAUAUAAAGAACAUUAGAGCCAGACCUCCGCUCCUGUCUCUCUACUGUCUUUAAUACAUUUCUAUUAACAACACAGACACAAACAUGCAGCUUCUCUGGCUUUAUCUUAUCAAGUGCUUUAAUAUAAUAUUCAUCAUCCAUUAAAAAGGGCUUUUGAAAAGAUAAAACAUGACUUUCUGAUCUGCUGGAUGUGAUGUUUCCUUAACAGUAAAAAUAAAUUUGGCGAGUGUCAGAUUGGAGGAUUAAAGAACCUGCUGGAUGUA
This is a messenger RNA of Lates calcarifer (barramundi perch), 2032 nucleotides long. RefSeq names its product isocitrate dehydrogenase [NAD] subunit alpha, mitochondrial. Gene Ontology annotation, molecular function: NAD binding; isocitrate dehydrogenase (NAD+) activity; magnesium ion binding. The record is from RefSeq and is a predicted model, not a curated record. Bases 124 to 1227 code for a protein of 367 amino acids. Gene Ontology annotation, cellular component: mitochondrion. Gene Ontology annotation, biological process: isocitrate metabolic process; tricarboxylic acid cycle. The transcript has 11 exons. NCBI's taxonomy places the organism in Eukaryota, Metazoa, Chordata, Actinopteri, Centropomidae.